Molecule: messenger RNA, 2265 nt
Organism: Zophobas morio
Lineage: Eukaryota; Metazoa; Arthropoda; Insecta; Coleoptera; Tenebrionidae
Product: cytochrome P450 9e2-like
Exons: 5
Coding region: 519-2111 (530 amino acids)
Molecular function (GO): iron ion binding; oxidoreductase activity, acting on paired donors, with incorporation or reduction of molecular oxygen; heme binding
Source: RefSeq, a predicted model, not a curated record
GGUUUUGCAAUUUCAAAGUUAAAUUGUAAAAUCUUGUUAUACAAUUUUAUUUUUUUUUUACAAAAAUCUGGAUGCGUACGGUAAAUACUCAACACAGAUACAUAAACUACAAAAACCAUGAAAUGUUGAGGAAACACAAAACUGGCCAUUCGCCAGUUGGACUCGAUUACAAUACUUUCUUAGUUUCGGCUCGGGAAGUAAAAAGACAGACAAAUUAAUUAUCUAGUAAAGUGGAAAGUGAAAUAGAGAACAGGACAAAUGAGCUAUGUUUUGACCAGAAAUUAUAUUUUUGAAUUUAAUUGCAAUUUUUUUGAAAGUUCAAAAAUUGUUAAGGACUAAUAGUUUUUUCCUUGAAUUCAGGCAUCCAAUCAUAAACAAAAACUUUUUAUUACGUCAUUUGAGAUAAAUCUCGAGCAGUAUAAAACAGUGAUCGGGAGGUCACAACAAUUAUUACCAGUCCGAAUAGUGAGGACAAACAAAGUCAGUGAUUCUGAUUAGAGUGAUAUUAGAUCAGCACGAUGUGGUGGAUAUUGGCGGCUGUAGCAGCCGUUGCUUCGGCUUACUGGUUCCUUAUCCGUCCCCAUAAGUAUUGGAUAAAAAAAGGGGUUAAGCAAGGAAGUCCUACGUUUAUUUUUGGGGAUAGUUGGGCACAAACGAUGCAAAAACAGUCAUUUUCCGAAAUGAUUGAGAUGAUUUACAACAUGUGUCCAAACACCAGGUACUCAGGCUUUUACCAAUUCCUCCAACCAACGCUUCUUUUGAAAGAUCCCGAACUUAUUAAACAGAUUACCGUCAAAGACUUUGACCACUUCGUCGACCAUCAACGCUUUAUUCCAGAAGACAGUGACCCUCUAUGGAGCAACAAUCUGUUCGCUUUGAAUGGCAAAAGAUGGCGCGAAAUGCGAGCCACCCUCAGUCCAGCUUUCACCAGCAGCAAAAUGAAGUACAUGUUCUCUUUAAUUUCACAAAGCGGCGAACAAUUCGUCAAUUACUUUUUGAAAAAGAACGAAGAUGUCAUUACCGUUGAAAUGAAAGACAUUUUCACAAGAUUCGCCAAUGACGUCAUCGCCAAUACCGCUUUUGGUGUAGAAUGCGACUCUUUAGUUGACCGACAAAACGAGUUUUAUGUAAUGGGAAAAGAAGCUACAGAUUUCAGCAGCUUCUGGAAAAAUUUAAAAUUCAUUCUAUACUUUUUAACACCUACGCUUUCGGAUUUGUUCAAAGUGAGAUUCUUUUCCGAAGAAGUCAACCAGUUUUUCACCAGUUUAGUCAAAACUAAUAUCCAAAGUCGCGAAAAACACGGAGUGGUAAGACCCGACAUGAUCCAUCUCCUCCUCGAAGCUCGAAAAAACGGGCUCAAACACGAAGACUCUCCCUCGAUUCAAGAUACAGGUUUUGCUACAGUUGAAGAACAUGAGUUUACCAAAAAUGCCAAGAAAAUCGAGCGCGAAAUAACUGAUCAAGACAUCGCCUCCCAAGCGUUGAUUUUCUUCUUCGCGGGUUUUGACACGGUUUCUUCUUUAAUGAGUCUGAUGUCGUACGAGCUUGCUGUAAAUCCAGAUGUUCAAGACAAACUCGUGCAAGAAGUCGAUGACACUUUAGAAACCUGUGGGGGUAAAAUCAGUUAUGAGGGUCUGCUUGGUAUGAAAUACCUGGACAUGGUUGUAUCCGAAUCUUUAAGGAAGUGGCCCAACGCUGUUUCGACUGACAGACUCUGCACUAAACCCUACACCAUUGAACCUAAAAAUCCAGAUGAACAACCUCUGCAUUUAGAAAAGGGUACUAAUAUUUGGAUACCAACUUUUGCCAUUCACCGGGAUCCUGAAUAUUACCCAGAACCUGGGCGUUUUGAUCCCGAAAGAUUUAGCGACGAAAACAAGGCUAACAUUAAACCCUACACGUAUUUGCCUUUUGGUACCGGACCCAGGAAUUGUAUUGGGUCUAGGUUUGCCCUAUUAGAGACAAAAAUUUUGUUCUUUUAUAUUUUAUCACAUUUCCGGAUAGUUCCUGUGCAAAAGACCCCGAUUCCUUUGGUUUUAUGCAAAAAGCAGUUUAAUUUGAACGCAGAAAAGGGCUUCUGGUUAGGACUUAAACGUCGUUGUAAAAUCUAAGUUCAUGGUUCAGCUAAAUUUGAAGUUGUGACAAUGCGUCAAUGCGUUGCCUAGAUGGUGCUAACUUUGGGUCUCAACAUAUACUUACCAAUUUUAAGUUAUUUAGAUGAUCUGUCAAAAAUGUAUGUACUUUUUAAUAAAUAAUCUUAAAUCA